AUGAACUACGGCGAUUUUUUGCUCUCCUACUACAAGGGAUUUCUUUACAAAAUUGUCGGCCAAAUUGAGUUAAAUCCACCUGAUCAAUUCCGAAUGGCGAUGAUCAACGCUUUUCUAAAGUUCAUCUCAUUGAGAGAUUUCCUCAUUCUCUACACUCCGUCAGCCGUUUGUCUCCUCGCUUUCGUCUGUUUUCCUCUUUACCCAAAAAAGGUAAUCUACCUCUCAAGACGCGCCUUCGUCUAUAAAAAGCGUCGAAAUCAUAUCUCACCAACUUACAACGAAGAAACGCCAGAUACAAGUGCUUCAAACCCUGCACAGAAACAAUCGAUAGCUGCU
Molecule: messenger RNA, 336 nt
Organism: Mesorhabditis belari
Lineage: Eukaryota; Metazoa; Nematoda; Chromadorea; Rhabditida; Rhabditidae
Source: the annotation of a GenBank genome assembly